Molecule: messenger RNA, 4129 nt
Organism: Echinops telfairi (small Madagascar hedgehog)
Lineage: Eukaryota; Metazoa; Chordata; Mammalia; Afrosoricida; Tenrecidae
Gene: RAB31
Product: RAB31, member RAS oncogene family
Exons: 7
Coding region: 67-654 (195 amino acids)
Molecular function (GO): GTPase activity; GTP binding
Source: RefSeq, a predicted model, not a curated record
UCGAGGGCACGGCGUGGAGCUACGCCGGAGGAUGCUGAGCCUCGGCCCGGUCCCGUCCCUGAGCAAAUGAUGGCGAUCCGGGAGCUGAAAGUCUGCCUUCUUGGGGACACCGGGGUUGGAAAAUCAAGCAUCGUGUGCCGGUUUGUCCAGGAUCACUUUGACCACAACAUUAGCCCAACAAUUGGGGCGUCUUUUAUGACUAAAACAGUUCCGUGUGGAAAUGAACUUCAUAAGUUCCUCAUCUGGGAUACUGCUGGUCAGGAACGGUUUCAUUCAUUGGCUCCCAUGUACUAUCGAGGAUCUGCUGCGGCUGUUAUUGUAUAUGAUAUUACCAAACAGGAUUCAUUUCAUACAUUGAAGAAAUGGGUGAAGGAACUAAAAGAACAUGGUCCCGAAAACAUUGUAAUGGCUAUUGCUGGAAACAAAUGUGACCUCUCAGAUAUUAGGGAGGUUCCCUUGAAGGAUGCUAAGGAAUAUGCAGAAUUCAUAGGUGCCAUCGUGGUGGAGACAAGUGCCAAGAAUGCUAUUAAUAUUGAGGAGCUCUUUCAAGGAAUCAGUCGCCAGAUCCCACCCUUAGACCCUCAUGAAAAUGGAAACAGUGGAGCAGUUAAGCUCGGGAAGCCGACCACACAGGCCAGCCGGAGGUGCUGUUGACCAGCCCUUGCCUGAACACACCUGAAAGAGCCAGUCUCCUCUUGUGCGCGGCGUACAGUCCUCCAUAUUCAGCAACCCAGCACACCCCACACCAGAAGAGCAAGCACGCUGGCCUUGUCGAAGGCAGCAGGGAAUGGAACAGAAAAUACCCUCAGAAAAGAAUUUCAGAAAACCCAUUGUCCAAAAACCACCACACUGCUACAAAAUGGUUUUUAGUGCAUAAAAUGUACAAGACAGGGAAUGGAUGGUACAUAAUUAAUAUAUGUGCGUUUUCAUGUUAAGAACUUUUUCAUAAUCCUUGAACUUGUCUAAAAGUGUUUCUGGUCUGUUACAUGUAUGGGUUUACAACGUGGUACACAACUCUGAUACCCUGGGCUACCUAGCCAAAAUCCAGUCAUUUUCUAGAGCUGUUACCUUUGUCAGUUACCACUAAAAGGGACAUUUCAUGUAUAAGGUAAAUUUUUAGCUGGCUUUGGAACUUAGCAAUUUUUAGAAAGAAAUCAGAGAAGUGUAAUUGGACCAUCGCUCAAGCUUCAAACUUGACUAUUAAAAAAUUGGGGGUGGGGGGUAGGGGGUAGUAUUUGAAGUGUUGUCUACAUCUCAAAUGUUUAAAGGAGAAGCAUUUUUCUUGGUUUGGUUAACUACAAGCACACUAAAUCUGACUAAAAGCUCGCAUAUCAUGUGGGCAUUGGAAGGUCACAUUUGAGAGUCAUUGAAGUAGUUUCUAUGUUACAUCUGUUACGUGAGUGGUAUUUGGGAAACCGCCUAGCAUAAAUGAGGACCGCAGUCAUAAAGCCCUACUCUACUAGAGAGUUUAAUGCAGACACUGUUACAGUGUCGUACGGGGAUACAAGUUAACGAAUUAGAAAAGUGAUGGGAAGUCUUUAUUCUGCCAAGGGCCAUUUGCAUAUUGAUAACAUCAUUCAUGGGCAUACAAAAUUGUCAGCUUAAAAAUCAUUUAACUCAUCCCUCGUGUGAUGGCUAGGACGGCUUCUCCUUGGUGAGGCAUGUGAGGGCCGCUGGUAUAGAUGAUUUCACAAGCUGGGGGCUCCUCACCCCUGAACUAGAAGAGACUUGGAUCUAAAGCAUAGUGAAAACUUUCCAUAGUAACUGCUUUCAGGUUGAGAUAGCCAGCCAGUAUCCGCACCUUAAGAAUCUAGACCCCAAAUCAUACAAAAUCAGAGCAUUUAACAGUGUCCCCAUUUGGGGAGGAGGUUAUUAGGGCAAAUCCUGUUAAUAGUCCAAUCCUGUUAUGAAAAACAGUGUGUGAUUGAAACUUUUUUCGGUUCUUAUUCAAACAGUUAAUUAAAGAUGUGUGAAUUCACAGGCAGUAAAUGAAGGAAGCAUAAGAAAAGGAAGAAAAACUAUUUCCACUCCAAAAUCAAAUCUUAUUACCAUCCUAACUUUCAUAAACAUUUAGGAUCAAGAAGCAGUUAAUUUUCUAUCAGGGUUUAUACUGAGAGGUGGUUCUUCAGUUCCCAACAAUGGCUUUUGUUGGGGUUAGUAAUGUAGAACAAACACCUGGAAAUGAAUAGUCGAUUGUGAAGCAUGAUGCCAAGUGCUGUGACCACUCAGGGGCCAACCAGUGUUUAUUGAAACCUGUCAUGUAAAGACUUAGAAACUUCAGCAACUCAACAUGAGCCCGUUCCAGAACACAUUGUGACUGCGCCCACCGUGCCUUCUGUGGGGAGAGCCAUCGAGUCGCACUGCUACAAAGUUCAGAGCUAUGCUUUUCUACGGCCUACGCUAUCGGUUUCGUCUUCAGUGUACCCUUAACUUGUGAACGUUCAGACAGUGAAGGCUGAAACGUGCGUGUGGGAUUGAAGAGUGCCUCUGGGAUCUCUCAGACACGUAGCUCAGCAGUGUCAGCAUGGAGAAUGUGGGCAUCUUGAUAGGGUCUCUGCACAGACGGUGUUUCCCCUGUGCCGUUCGCCUUACUAGCGAGCAUCCUUCUGCUUGCAGAACAAGCAGUAGCCGCGGCUCUUCCAAGAUUCAAUACAUGCAUACAUACAUACAUUAAAAACGGAAUUUUCCAGAUGAUACCAGGGCUCAUUUCUGACCCUUUAAUUAUCCAGUUCUAAGAAACUUGAUUUGUUUCUGGAGAACUUGGUGUUUUUGUUUGUUUGGCGAGGGGUUGUUUUUAUUUUUGUUUUUUGGAGAACUUGGUUUUAAUUUUAAACAGUAGUUCAGGGCCCCUAGAAAAGUGGGCAGUCACUCCAAUAGCUUCAAAGCUUUUGGCUUAGUUUCGCAGAGGCCAGUGUCUUCCAUAACAUGGUUACUCUCAAGCAUGUGCCAACAUCAUGAGCCCAUGGUUUUAUUUCAGAAACACCCGAGGGUGUGAAGCCACUCCUCCUGUUCCAUGUUGCCUUACCGAUUCAAAUCAGUCUGAAGACAUAUAUAUAUAUGUCUUCAUGUAGAUUUUUUAUAUAUCUUCAGACACCCAGGGGAAAGGCAAUAGCAUAUGGGCCCUGGCAGCCACAAGGGUUUUUACCUGAAGACAAGUCCUCUGGCUUUGUCCAGCAAUGAGGCUUUGUCACAUGCCUUUAUUUAGGCUUUGGGGUUUUAUAGACUUUCUGACUAAUCAUUGAACUAGACUGUAUAUGAACACUCUGAAAUCAUGGUUAUUCUAAAAUGUCAAACAAUUACACGUGGUGUACUGUCUUUCCCAUUCUGUUUACUUGCUGCUUUCUGCCUGUUUCUUUUCAUGUGUGGUAUGUGUACAUGUAAAGAUGAUACUUUAUAUGCUACUCACUUCACUGGUGGGGUCUGGCACAUCUAUCUGUUGUAAACAAAGUGUGGACUCUCCCAGGAGUGAGUGGUUUUCCAAUGAAAUCCCUAAGAUUGGCAUAGACAAGAACCGUUUUAUGUAGGUCCGUAGUCAUUUUAUAGUCAGAAAUGGUACGUUAGAAUGCUGGUGUGACAUUAGCUUGCAAACUAUACAAGGACCAAGACCUAAAACUAACCUUUAGCCAACAAUUGGGGACUGUGUCCCAGUAAACCCAGAAUUUUCUGAAGGAGUUGUGGAUGGCUGAGGUUUUCCACCAAGGUCAAGAAUCUUGCCACGUGGUGGCGGACACUGAGCUGUUAGUGGAAUCUAUCCGUGCUCUGCAGUGUUUACUUGUUGCAAGUUGAAUAAUGAGCUAACUAGCUAACUUAUAAAUGAAGGGGCUCUGAUUUGUAUUCAGAGGUAUCUAGUUUACUAUUUUAACUAUCCUUAUUUAAACGAAAUUCAAUGAUACAGCCUCAGUAUCAUGUGAUAUCAACUGCUCAUUUUCCUCUCUGUGCCUCAAAGGGCCCUGUCUGGGCUGGUCCCAGUUCAUACAUGCAGAACACAGUGCUGAAAACAGGUAGAUCGUAAAGCUAUGCUUUUUUUCUGUAUUUGAUGAGAAAGGUAUGUUCUCAACGAUGCCCAAUUGUAUCUAUUACUUUUGGUUUAAUGCCCACUGAUUCUUACUAAUAAAUAUUUUUAAAGUUA